UCAACGCGAAAGGGGAAGGAAAAAAAAUGUUUCAGGGGAAAAAUCUGGGCUAUAUUUCUAUUAGUAGGCGGGCUCGUCGUGAAGGGAACAAUUGGGUCGACUUUGCCAGGGAGCCACCUCAAAGCGUAUCGGGUUACUUUGAGUGACAGCGUAACCAUGGCAAAUAAUUUGACUAAGGCUAUUGUCUUAUCCUCACCAUCCCGGGGUCAGAUAUCCGACCAAUCAGAGUUCAUAUAAUCGCUUGUCUUGCCAACUUAGAAUAAUAUUAUUAAAACGAGACAGCGAGCCUGGUCUCAGUGAGCAGUUCAUGUUGAAACGGCAUAGAAAAGGUGGAGGAGGACGGUGGAAGGAGUAGCAACUUUCUUUCUUUCUCAGUAACUUUAUAAGGAUUUGUCGCCCGAGGUUUUGCAUGGCUGAAUAGGUUUGAUCGCAGCGCGCAGCUGGAUAUUGCCAAAUCUUUAGCAGCUCUAAGUUUCAGCCUGCUCUUUUUGGGGGACCUUUUGACACUUAUGGACUUAAUGCUGUUUGAUUUAACGAGAGACUGAGAGGAGAAACGUGGAAGUAAGGCACCUUGUAAUCUGCCUUGGUUGACGCUAUCGCCAUGUCCAUGCUUCCGACGUUUGGUUUUACGCAGGAGCAAGUGGCGUGUGUCUGCGAAGUCCUCCAGCAAGGGGGGAACAUUGAGCGACUGGGGCGCUUCCUCUGGUCCCUCCCGGCGUGCGAGCACCUCCACAAGAACGAGAGCGUCCUCAAAGCGAAGGCUGUCGUCGCCUUUCACCGGGGCAACUUCCGAGAGCUCUACAAGAUCCUGGAGAGCCACCAGUUUUCGCCGCACAACCACCCCAAGCUGCAGCAGCUGUGGCUCAAAGCGCACUACAUCGAGGCGGAGAAGCUGAGAGGCCGUCCGCUGGGCGCCGUAGGGAAGUACCGAGUCCGGAGAAAGUUCCCCCUGCCCCGCUCCAUCUGGGACGGAGAGGAGACGAGCUACUGCUUCAAAGAGAAGAGCCGGAGCGUCCUGCGGGAGUGGUACACCCACAACCCCUAUCCAUCCCCGCGGGAGAAAAGAGAGCUCGCCGAGGCCACGGGACUCACGACCACACAGGUCAGCAAUUGGUUCAAAAACCGACGGCAACGGGAUCGAGCAGCGGAGGCAAAGGAAAGAGAAAACAACGAGAACUCCAACAGCAACAGUCACAACCCAUUGACUUCUUCCAUGAAUGGAAAUAAAACUCUAUUGGGGAGCUCGGACGACGACAAAACCCCCUCGGGAACCCCGGAUCACACGUCCCAGAGCCCGGCUCUGCUGCUGGGCUCGAACCCCGGCUUACCGUCCCUCCACGGGCUCGCGCCCCCGCCGGGACCCAGCGCCAUCCCGGUGCCCGGCGGCGGAGAGCCGGUGCACCACCACCACCACCCCCUGCACCACGACACCAUACUGAACCCUAUGUCAUCCAAUCUAGUGGACCUCGGCUCUUAAAAAAAAAAGGAGAGAUAAAGAGCAACUUUUUUUUUUUCUGUCUUUCCCGGAGAGUAAAUUUACGAGGUGGCGUGAGCAAAAGCUUCAAGCACUUGCGGCAAGGUGCGCAGCAGACUGACCGGAACACCGCAACCAAUCGUUUAGUUUCACCUUCAACUUUGAUUUUUUUCCCCCCCAAACAAGUGGGUGAAAAAAAAUCUGCUCGUGGAUGCAUUGCCUGUUUUUCUCCCCCAAAGUGAACGUCCACUUGCUUGAGGGUUUUUUUUUUUUUUUUCUUGCAACACGUGUCUUGUCGAGCAGAGCACUUAAGAACGUCCCUUAGAUGAUCAACAGGUAGCACAUCCUCACGCCACUGGUAUAAGGUUGCUUUAAUUCGCUUGAAGAAAAUAUGAUUGGGAUAGAGAGAAAGAAAGGCAGACAACAGAUAGUAUCCUAUACCGGAAUGUAAUAACGUGACAUGUUAUUUUGUUGAAAACAAUAACAAUAAAGUGUCUUAAUUCUUGUUACUAUCACCGCUGUUACUUUAGGAGGACAGGCUAUCACCAGAAUGUAGGCACUAUGUUAAAGAUACCCCCUGCUUUUAUGUUUACAUUUGGUGUUUUCCAAGAGAGCCAUCAGCAGUCUUUUUCUGGUUGUUCUUUUUUCUUUUUCUUUUUUGUUUUUAAAUGAGUUACUUCGUUUGCUCGUUUGGAGGAGGGCCUGGUGGAUUAUGUUUUUUUUUCCAAGUGUCUUACGAGAGCCGUAAUAAGAUGAAGUAUCUUAAUCUUGAUAUUGUUAGUAUUUACAUCUUCAUUUGGAAAGAGACUGCAUGUAAACUUUGCGAUAAAGGAUUAACCAUAAAGCGACUCAUCUAUAGUUUCAUAUACCAUUUACAAUAAAAGAAAAAGACGUACAAGAAUUAAAUUCGACGAUUUCUUUGAUUCUCAAUGACUGCUGGCGUUUUUGUUUUGAAAAAGAGAAGCAGCCUGUUGACAUUUGCCGCCUCAAAAUCUCUGAAUGGAUCAUAAAUAAACCCAAAUAUUCCUUCCAUACUUGUUUAGGGCACCAACGGACAGAGAGCAGCGAAAUUCUUUGGAUUCUGAUUGUUAUGUGGGCAUUUCUAUUUUCAGUUUAUUUGUUUUAUAUGUUUGGGGCGUUGGAACUUUUAGGGAAAACCCUUUAUGGAAUUUUAACUGCAUGCUUAAAUCCAGAAUUACUUUUAUUCUCAGUCCUUUUGAGAGUAACUUGAACCACUAGUCGAUUGAAGGAAAAAAGUCGUUGGAAUAAUGUUUGAUCAGAUUACCUAAACAGCAACAAUCUUUGUACUUUUACAAGUUUGUCUGCAGAGAAAAUACAUCACGGGGUCCAUGUCUGCAUAGUGAAAUCAGAAAUGCUGCAAAAUAAUGUCUAAAUUAAGAAGGCUUUCCCCACUAACCUAACCUAAUUAACCAACUAGUGAUUGCAGCUCCGCGAACGAUUGAAAAACUUUGAAAAACAAGGGCUGAGGAGCCUUAAAAUGUGUGAAACGAACAUUUGCAGUGCUGUGUAUACAACGACUCUGACUGAAGGCUAUUAAGCAAAUUGAUCGAUUGAGUAGUUGGUUCCAGUUCGUCAGAGAUCUAAAAACCUAAAAGCUCAUGCACGUAAUUUUUUGCAAAUGCAAACAAUUUUUAAAAACAGAGCUUGGAACAGGGAAAAGCUCUCACUCGAUGUAGUACUUUGUAAAAACAACACAAGAUAAGAGGCUGGCAUGUGGCCUUUGCAGGCAGAGCUGGAUGACACCUCAUCUCUCCGCGCUCCGCUGAAAACGAAGAGCCGUAGAGUUUAUCUGGGGAAGAAAAAAAAUAAAGAAACGAGAAACUGGCGUUGAAAGAAGCCACUUUGUUUGAACACCUCCAGCUCCCCGUCACUCCGCCUGAUGCCUGAACUGUUUGUGGAGAGCUGAGCUCCAUCUUGCCUGCGUAACGGACCUUCAUGGAAAGCCUCAGCACCUGAGCCCCUCAGACUAUACGUCCCUAAAUAAUCAGCCUACAAUGAGAUAUGUAUAUAAAUGUAACUCUCAAUAGAUUUCUGUUGACAUCCUCCAGCUGCUUUAGUCACGUUGCCCCCGGCCUCAGAUCGUGCUGCCCACAGCUCG
This is a messenger RNA of Menidia menidia (Atlantic silverside), 3593 nucleotides long. The record is from the annotation of a GenBank genome assembly. NCBI's taxonomy places the organism in Eukaryota, Metazoa, Chordata, Actinopteri, Atheriniformes, Atherinopsidae.